UUCUAGGGCUUUAGAUCUCCAGGAAUGAGUGAGAACUUAGAAGCCGCAGAGUAGCUCUCGCCGCUGUUCAUUUCUAUCAUUUUGGCGAUUCUUCUCCGUCCCGUCCAUUCCAUCGCUUCCUUUCUGAGAUCUAUCGGCCUUGUAUAAUGGUGAAUACGUGGCUUCUUAAAGAUGAAGCUACCGAGGAGAAAGGAGAUCGAGCGAGGAUGGCAUCAUUUGUUGGUGCCAUGGCAAUUGCUGAUCUGGUCAAGACAACUUUAGGGCCAAAAGGGAUGGAUAAGAUACUGCAGUCAACUGGUAGAGGACACAACGUCACUGUUACAAAUGAUGGUGCUACUAUCUUGAAGUCACUUCACAUUGAUAACCCAGCUGCUAAGGUCCUUGUCGAUAUUUCCAAAGUUCAAGAUGAUGAAGUUGGUGAUGGAACAACCUCUGUCGUUGUUUUGGCUGGAGAACUUCUUAGAGAGGCUGAAAAAUUAGUAAAUCUGAAAAUUCAUCCAAUGACCAUCAUUGCAGGCUAUAGAAUGGCUGCUGAGUGUGCACGGAAUGCUUUGCUGCAGAAGGCCAAGGAUAACAAACAGGAUCCAGAUAGAUUCCGAUCAGAUUUGAUGAAAAUUGCUAUGACUACCUUGAGUUCAAAAAUUCUUUACCAGGACAAGGAACAUUUUGCUAAACUAGCUGUGGAUGCUGUUUUAAGACUGAAGGGCAACACAAACUUGGAGUCUAUCCAGAUUAUUAAGAAGGCUGGAGGUUCCCUUAAAGAUUCAUUUUUAGAUGAAGGAUUUAUUCUGGACAAGAAAAUAGGAAUAGGCCAGCCCAAGCGUAUUGAAAAUGCAAAGAUAUUGGUUGCCAACACUGCUAUGGACACUGAUAAGGUGAAAAUAUAUGGAGCUCGAGUUCGUGUUGAUUCUAUGGCCAAAGUUGCGGAGAUUGAGGGAGCGGAGAAGGAGAAAAUGAGAGAAAAAGUGCAAAAAAUCAUUAAUCAUGGCAUCAACUGCUUUGUCAACCGGCAGUUAAUUUACAACUUCCCCGAGGAACUUUUUGCAGAUGCUGGUGUUCUUGCCAUUGAGCAUGCUGACUUUGAUGGAAUCGAGCGGCUAGCUUUGGUGACUGGAGGCGAUAUUGCAUCAACUUUCGACAACCCAGAGUCUGUUAAACUUGGACACUGCAAGCUCAUCGAGGAGAUAAUGAUCGGGGAAGACAAAUUGAUUCAUUUUUCUGGUGUCGAAAUGGGUCAGGCAUGUACUAUCAUUCUAAGAGGCUCAAGUUCUCACGUGCUUGACGAAGCGGAAAGAUCCUUGCAUGAUGCUCUCUGUGUGCUGUCUCAGACAGUUAACGAUAGUAGGGUCUUGCUCGGUGGUGGUUGGCCUGAGAUGGUCAUGUCUAAAGAGGUAGAUGAGCUUGCUCGUAAGACUCCUGGAAAGAAAUCCCAUGCCAUUGAAGCUUUUUCUCAUGCACUCCAAGCAAUUCCUACCAUCAUAGCUGAGAAUGCUGGUUUGGACAGUGCUGAACUAAUCUCUCAGCUUCGAGCCGAGCAUCACAAGGAUACAACUAAUGCUGGAAUCGACGUUAUAUCUGGUGGUGUUGGCGAUAUGGAGAAUCUAGGAAUAUCAGAGGCCUUCAAAGUAAAGCAAGCUGUGCUUUUGUCAGCAACUGAGGCCACCGAGAUGAUAUUAAGAGUAGAUCAGAUCAUCACUUGUGCUCCUCGAAGAAGAGAGGAUAGAAUGUGAUCUUGAUUCACUAUCACAGCUCAGGUUUUAAUCUUAAGUUUCAUCAUCAAUAGCAUGCUAGAAACUUGUUUUUAACGGGAUGCACUUUCAGGAGCAAUUGAACCAAUCUUCUACGUGACUUGUGUUUGUGUCUGUCUCGGCUGUUUAAUUUGAUGGAUCAACAUUUGUGUUUCUUAAUUUUGGCAAGGAAUUCUCAGUUGUGAUUAGCUAA
Messenger RNA from Zingiber officinale, 1941 nucleotides. RefSeq names its product T-complex protein 1 subunit beta-like. The transcript has 11 exons. NCBI's taxonomy places the organism in Eukaryota, Viridiplantae, Streptophyta, Magnoliopsida, Zingiberales, Zingiberaceae. Gene Ontology annotation, molecular function: ATP hydrolysis activity; ATP-dependent protein folding chaperone; ATP binding. Gene Ontology annotation, biological process: protein folding. The record is from RefSeq and is a predicted model, not a curated record. Gene Ontology annotation, cellular component: cytosol; chaperonin-containing T-complex. The coding region runs from base 147 to 1730 and encodes 527 amino acids.